Talaromyces atroroseus is the source of this 1848-nucleotide messenger RNA. Its product is annotated as Vacuolar fusion protein mon1. Lineage: Eukaryota; Fungi; Ascomycota; Eurotiomycetes; Eurotiales; Trichocomaceae. The transcript has 5 exons. Gene Ontology annotation, biological process: vesicle-mediated transport; protein targeting to vacuole. Bases 1 to 1848 code for a protein of 615 amino acids. The record is from RefSeq and is a predicted model, not a curated record. Gene Ontology annotation, cellular component: Mon1-Ccz1 complex; fungal-type vacuole membrane.
AUGGAAACUCCGAAGAACGAGCUCCCAAUUACGCAGGAGGGACUACAUGAAGACGACGCUCGAAGCAACGAAGCUCCGCACGACGAGAGCGGUCAUACCACAGACUCAGAAGAAGCGCGGCCGCCGUUACCGCCGCGUCCUGAGAGGAUUGAUCUGCUGAAUGAAGGCAACACUUUUCGAGCUUCCCCCUCACGACCCAAUCUACAAUCACAAGCGACAACGGCGCUGUCCCUGACAGACAUUGCCGGUCAAACAAAUGCAGAUGCUAAGGAUGGUUUUGUUGCAGGAAUUGGACGAACCCUUCUAGGGCGAGGAUUGAGAGCUAGGGCUAGUCUGAGUCAAUUGAAUAGUGCUCGUGCGAGCGAGGCUGGAGACACUGCGAGCGUGAGGAGCUUCAUACCAAAUUCAGAGGAGGGCCAAGAAGAGAACCUCUUUGGCGAGUUCGCAAACGAGAAUGAUGUGCAAGACCAUUCAGAAAACAUAGAGGUUCUCGGGCUUAAUGAGUAUCCCCAAGAUGGAAUUGACGACGAAUUCGGAGAGGAAUUUGAGCACAUUGAAAUGCUCUUGCAGAAGUGGAAAGCAAAGCGGAAGCAUUAUCUCAUCCUGUCGGCUGCUGGAAAGCCCAUAUAUACUCGACAUGGUGACAGUGGCUUAGUAUCAAGCUUUAUUGGUAUAAUCCAAACCAUAAUUUCAUUUUACCAAGACGCAGAUGAUGUCUUGACAAGUUUUGUUGCUGGAGACACAAAAAUCGUCGUUCUCUCGAAGACACCGCUCUAUUUAGUUGCCAUCAGUCAGCUGCUGGAGAGCGAGAGUCAGCUCAGACUUCAGCUCGAUGCACUAUAUAUGCAAAUAUUGUCAACCCUGACUCUCCCGGCUUUAAAUAAUUUGUUCUCAAUAAAGCCAUCGACCGAUCUCAAGAGACCGCUACAGGGCACCGAAACACUGCUUUCAACACUGGCCGACUCUUUCACUAAAGGUUCCCCAACUACUCUACUAUCUGCUUUAGAGUGCUUAAAGCUGCGCAAAUCGCAUCGCCAAGUCAUUAACAAUCUGCUGCUUAAAAACAGAGCGGAAAAACUACUAUACGGUCUAGUGGCUGCUGGCGGCCGACUGGUCAGCGUUAUCCGGCCCAAAAAGCAUUCUCUUCACCCGGGGGAUUUGCAUUUACUUUUUAACAUGAUCUUCGAGGCUGGUGGUGUUAAGGCUGGCGGUGGCGAGAGUUGGAUACCUGUUUGUCUUCCCGGGUUUAAUAGCUCUGGAUAUCUUUACAUGUAUGUGAGUUUCUUGGACCUGAACGACGAGACGGGAGGACUGGUUACGGAUGAUGAUACUCUGAAAGACGGAUCUGCGGCUAUCGUUCUUAUAAGUGCCGAUAAAGAGAGUUUCUUCCAACUUCAAGAGAUGCGCAAUAACCUAGUCUCGCAAAUGCAGAAAAGUGGAAGCAUGAAGAUAAUGAAGGAAGCAAUCAGAAAGGGAAGACCGUCCCCGACAGAUAUCGUUCCAGGUACUGUCCUGAGACAUUUCAUAUACAAAUCCAAGGCCCAUGUCCAGUUUGCCAUGUCUUCAUACGAGCCAGACUUCACAUCUCUUACUAGACACAGAAGGUUAAUAUCAACGUACAACUCCCUUCAUGAAAGCGUACAUUCACGUAAUACACAAGUCAAGAUACACUAUGGCACCAGUAAAUCGGCAAGCGGAUUUGCCUGGGUUACACCGGUCUUCGAAUUUUAUUGUGUGGCUGGACCAGACGCAAAUCGCAAUGCUCUUUCGCAGAGCGCGAACAAAAUUCGUCAGUGGGUGCAACAAGAGGAAGAAAGACUCUUCAUUAUUGGCGGUGCAGUUUUUUGA